Molecule: messenger RNA, 687 nt
Organism: Lottia gigantea (owl limpet)
Lineage: Eukaryota; Metazoa; Mollusca; Gastropoda; Lottiidae
Exons: 2
Coding region: 1-687 (228 amino acids)
Source: RefSeq, a predicted model, not a curated record
AUGUCUGCAGAUAUUUUCCACACCAUUUGUAGAUCAAUGGAGAUAAAGAUAAAAGUAGAAGAAAACAAUUGUUCUGUAAAUAAUGGUCUAGAAUUUGGAAUUAAAAUUAAUUCUUACCCAGGUCAUAUUAAUAUAACUUGUCACAAUCCAAAUGUUUCAACACCAGAACUCUGUCCCCGGGGUACAACCACCAGUACAAGUCAAGCUACAAGUGCAGUACCAACUACAAGUACAGUACCAACUACUAGUAAGGUAAUAACUACAAGUCCAGUAACAACUACAAAUACAGUACUAAGUACAAGUGAAGUAAUAACUACAAGUCCAUCAACAACUACAAGAACAGUACUAAGUACAAAUGAAGUACUAAGUACAAGUGAAGUAAUAACUACAAGUCCAUCAACAACAACAAGUCCAGUAACAACUACAAUUCCAAUCACUAUGACAAGUUCAUUGAUAACUUCAAUUCCAGUAACAACUACUACAAUGCCAAUGACCAGUACCGUACCAACUUCAAGUACAGUGACAAUCACAAGUACAACAACCUCUAAAAUCUCAGAUAUUGCUCCAACUGGAACAUCUGUAGAAAUAUCUUCAACUGAAAAAACAUUAAAAGGAACUACAGAUAAUCAGAAUGAAAUAACUACCAGCGUUGCAGUCGCAGAUGUUCUUGGUAAAAAGCUAAAAUAG